Epithele typhae is the source of this 1452-nucleotide messenger RNA. RefSeq names its product kinase-like protein. The transcript has 4 exons. NCBI's taxonomy places the organism in Eukaryota, Fungi, Basidiomycota, Agaricomycetes, Polyporales, Epitheliaceae. The record is from RefSeq and is a predicted model, not a curated record. Gene Ontology annotation, molecular function: protein serine/threonine kinase activity; ATP binding. Gene Ontology annotation, biological process: negative regulation of glycogen biosynthetic process; protein phosphorylation; intracellular signal transduction. The coding region runs from base 1 to 1452 and encodes 483 amino acids. Gene Ontology annotation, cellular component: cytosol; cytoplasm; nucleus.
AUGGUCUCCCGCGGCGCCUCGUCCCGCCCCGCCCUCGCCCCCCUCUCCGCGCACGCCCUCUUCUCCCCCGCCCUCGACUCCGGCGACCUCUCCUCCGACGAUGGUGACAGCCUCCACACCCCCCUCACCGAGCACAACGACGACGCCCUCGCCUGUCUUCCUCGCACCUCUACCGACCGCUUCGACCGCGACGGCUACCUCGACUCGAGCCCCAGUCGCUCGCCCCGCCUCUUAGCGGUCCCGCCAAACGCGACUCACGCCUUCGUGGCCUCGCCUGUCCACGAGGACCCGUCGCUCUCCCUCGGUCGCACGUACUCGGAGCGCUUCCACGAAGACCACGUUCUCAACCCCUUCUUCGUAGAGCACUAUCGCCUCGAGGACGAACUGGGCGCCGGCGGCUACGGCUUCGUCAUGACCGCCCGACAACGCGCGGACGGUCAGGAGGUCGCGGUCAAGUUCAUCAUCAAGGACAAAGUCCCAGAGCACGCAUGGUGGGAAGACGAAACUUUCGGGCGCGUCCCCACGGAAGUCAUGCUCCUCAGUCUCGUGAACCACGAGAACAUCGUCAAGUGCCUUGAUCUCUUCGAGGACGAGGUAUUCUUCUAUUUGGUCCAGGAGCUUCACGGAACCCCAUGGGUGUCAAGGAAGCAGAAGAAGGACAAGCGGUCGUCGGUCGCUGGGGCCCUCUCUGUUCCGCCAACAGAGACUCCGACGCUUUCCCCGUCCGCUUCCGUGGGGUCCAGCAUAGGUUCAGCACCGCACACGCCCCUCCAGACUCCCUCCGACGCCGAUCGUCUAUCGUCCCUUCCCCUGAGCACGUCGGCCGACGGCCUCUCGGACCCCCUCGACGAUGCGCUCCUCCGCCUCCCCUCCGCCUGCCCGCCGAAAUUCACGCGCCGCGCAUCACACGAUCUGUUUGAGUGCAUUGAGCAGAGCAAGCACAAACGGCUAUCGGAAGAUCAGGCGCGCUACAUCUUCGCACAGGUCGUGGAGGCCGUCUACUACCUCGACAGCCAGGGUAUCACGCACUGCGAUAUCAAGGACGAGAACCUGGUCAUCGAUGCUGAUCUCAAGGUGAAGCUGAUUGACUUUGGCAGCGCUGUGGUCGCAGACCCGUCGCGCCCUCGCCCCUACUACACACUCUUCUUCGGGACCACUGCGUAUGCAUCGUCGGAGAUCCUUCAGAAGCGGCCUUACCAGGCCCCGCCUGCGGAGGUCUGGACCCUCGGUGUCCUUCUCUCCUACCUUGUCACCGGCCACUCUCCAUUCCCAAAGGAGUCGGACGCGCGAGAAGGCCGUAUCGUCAUCCGGGAGCCCAAGUCGCAUCGCCUCAACAAGGACGCGAUCCGGCUCAUGACGCGCUGCCUGGAAAAAGACCCCGAGCUCCGCGCGGACAUCCACGAAGUCCGCAACCACCCUUGGGUUCGCGGCGCUCUUGACGAGUGCGACUAG